This is a messenger RNA of Erpetoichthys calabaricus (reedfish), 1048 nucleotides long. RefSeq lists its product as uncharacterized. The coding region runs from base 304 to 978 and encodes 224 amino acids. The transcript is spliced from 7 exons. Gene Ontology annotation, molecular function: DNA binding. NCBI's taxonomy places the organism in Eukaryota, Metazoa, Chordata, Cladistia, Polypteriformes, Polypteridae. The record is from RefSeq and is a predicted model, not a curated record.
ACGUGGCGAUGAGCUAGAGGCGCUGUCGGCGUUCGUGGUCCACGGCUAUUGGACGUUGUUGCUCCGUUGAUUUGUUUGUUUUGGUCGACAUGCCGCUCGUAGAACCUGAAAGUACAGUAGGUGGCAUGUGCUGGAGUCGCCGGGUUGCGUGUUACUUACCGAAUAAGUACUGCUUUUGGAAAACGAGAGAGCGUCCGAGUCUUCGCCUGGUGUGUAAGCAGACGUGUAGCCGGCAGCCGAGCUACUGGAGGCGAUAGUAGGUGGGCGCUCUUUGCCGCCUCAUCUACUACCUAAAGAGGAGGGAUGCCUCAGGUGACACCCGCAGUGUUCCUACAGCUGGCUCUUCUACUGUCUGCCCUUCCUGCCCAGUACCUCAUCUCCCAGUGGACUGGAAAGGAUGCUGCCUACCGCUAUCAUGCCACCCAAAGGCUAAUCAGAAGCUGGAAUAAUUUCCAGAAGUCCUACUUAAAUGUGGGUGCUGUGGUUGAAAGAGUGCAACGCUGGGUGUCUAAUGUCAUGCCAUCUAUGACAAACCUAGACAAUGAACAAGAAGGGGAGUCACCAGCAUUUGAAGUGCUACGUUUUCAACGUGAGAAUGGAUACUUUGGAGACUCUAGAGAAAUUCGCAGUCCAAGACCCAACUCUGUACUUUAUCGAGUGGGUGAAGUGAUUAUGGAAAAGGAUCAUGGUAUGAUUGGAGUUAUUGUUGGUUGGGAUGAGAAGCUGAAAGCUCCUAGAGAGUGGAUUGAACAAAGGUAUUCACAUACUGAGGGUGAAGAGGAUGUUCCGCAUUAUAAAGUAUUAUUUGGGGAGCCAAGUGGAAAGGCUGUAAUGGUGGACUACAUUCGACAAACCGCUCUACAGGCUGUUACAGGUGUAAAGCCACAAAUCCCCAAUUCAGAGAUCUAUUUUAGACAUUAUGAUGGAAGGAAGUUCAUUAUGCAGCCCUGGUUGAAGGCAAUCUACCCUGAUGACUGAAGAAGAAGAAGAAGAAAAAAAAAAACAUGCCUGAAGACAAAAAGAAGGUGAGGACUGGGCAUAGCAGAAU